Rhododendron vialii is the source of this 1352-nucleotide messenger RNA. RefSeq lists its product as uncharacterized. The transcript has a single exon. The record is from RefSeq and is a predicted model, not a curated record. NCBI's taxonomy places the organism in Eukaryota, Viridiplantae, Streptophyta, Magnoliopsida, Ericales, Ericaceae. Bases 171 to 743 code for a protein of 190 amino acids.
CCCAUCACUCACCAAAGUAGACAGACAGGAAAAGAACCGUAGCCCUUUAUAUAUACCAAGUAAGAUCCCAAAAAACCAAAGAGUAAUCCAACACAAGCAAACAACAAAGCUAAAACACAAAGAAACAAACACUCUCUCUCCCACUCUUCUUCCUCCCUCCGACCACAAUCAUGUCUUCUAACACUACACCGUUAAACCGCCACGCCCGAAUUCCGCCGAAUGACGACACAGUAGACACCCCAUUUUCGCCCAUUAUUCGGCUGUUUUCCCGCCGUACUCCCUCCUUCUCCUCCUCCUCCUCCACCUCCUCCGACUCAUCUCGACAAUCUUCGUCUUGUCGCGAGGAUUCCCCCUUGUUUACCCCCAGCACUCCUCUCUGGUCUUCUGGAAUCCCAUUUUCUUGGGAAAAAUUGCCCGGUAUCCCCAAAAGACAACUUUCCAAGAAAAAGAACCCUUCACUAAAAAACCUCCUCCCAUUGCCCCCGGCCGGAACUCCUCCAAUCACUCCCUCAAAACAAAAGGCAGUGAUCGGUACCAAUGAGGUCAGGGAUCCGUUUUUUGCGGCGUUGAUCGAGUGUUCCAAGGAUGAUGAUAAAGACUCAGUUGGUAAUAAUUACUGGAAGGGAUCAAAAAUCAGUAGAACCGUAAGCGAUCGAUUCGGGUUUGUCGGUUUGUACACUUCUUGCAAGAGGAAUUGCUCUGUUUCGGAGUCCAUUAUCUACGUUCCAAGGUCCCGCGGGUGACUCGCAGAAAUCCCGGUGACCGGAGGGAAUUUCUGGACGGCCAACUCCGAUGGAUAAGUGUUCAUUUCGAUGUCCCAGCCCAGUUGUGGUAUGUCAAGACAAAUGUGUUCCAGAAGCUUAUUGAGGUAUUGAAUACAGGUUUAUUACUUGGAAGCAGAGUGAAAAAUGUAUUUUAAUUUUAAGUGCAUGAAUUGUAGUAGUGUUAAUUUGGUCUGUACUUUUUAGACCAUAAUAUAUAUAUAUAUAUAUAUAUAUAUAUAUAUAUAUAUAUAUUUUGCAAGGAUCUAAUUUAUCUAUGUACUCCAUAAACUUAUUAAUAUAACCUGAUCAUAUCCUUUGCUGUAUUCCAUGUGGAGUUUACUACUAUAUGGGAUCGGACUUGGAGUGGAGUUCACAAUACGUGACCACAUGAGGGGGGGCAAGAACUGGACCACAUAGUAGAUAAGGACAAGUAGUUUGGUAUUAAAAUCCCUUUUUGUUAACUAGUAAGAGCAUGGGAUGUUGUGCUCUUUUGUUUAAUUUUUUGUGAAGUUGUGUGGGAAUUUGUGAAUUUGCUGUGUGGACUACAUUUCUUGGAAUUAUUAAGAUGAGGCCGGGGUUCUAGUUCUA